UUCCUGUGACGCUAAGGCGUCACAUCCACGUUUUACAACAACAAAGGAUUGUUAAUAAAUGUAGUUUCCAAAUUCCUUCAUGAUUAAUAACCACAGUCGUUCCAGAGUUCAAUGUCUUGCUCACGUAUUUGCAACUUAACAAAUGCAGUUACGUCGGGAGUGAACGAAACGGACAAAAAUUGCAAAACUAUAAGAGGCUGAACAUCUCCUUUCCAGAUAUUAAAAUGAUUCGCAUUGCAGCACUAAAUGCUGCCUCUACAGCUGCAGAUGAGUCUCAAGAUCCCUUGAAAAGCAGCAAGAGUCAGACAAAAGAAGCUCAAGAAGCUGAGGCCUUUGCUUUAUACCACAAAGCUUUGGAUCUGCAAAAACAUGACAAGUUUGAACAGUCUGCAAAGGCCUAUCAUGAGCUUCUCACUACUCCACUGCUCAAAGAGGCCUUGCCUUCAGAUAAUCAGAGAGUGGGUCUUAAGCAUCCUGGGCUGAUGUUGAAAUAUUCAACAUUUAAAAACUUGGCGAGCAUGGCUGCAUCUCGGGACGACCUACAGAAUGCUAUGGAGUUUUAUCUGGAGGCCGUUAUGUUGGAUUCCACUGAUGUGAACAUGUGGUACAAAAUUGGUCAGGUGGCUGUGCGACUGGUACGCAUCCCUCUUGCUCGUCAUGCUUUUGAGGAGGGAUUACACUGUAACCCAGACCACUGGCCCUGUCUGGACAACCUCAUAACUAUUCUCUACACUCUAAGUGACUACACCUGCUGUUUGUACUUCAUUGCUAAAGCUUUGGAGAAGGAUCAUUGCUACACUAAAGGUCUGGUGCUGAAGGAAAAAAUCUUUCAGGAGCAGCCAUGUUUGAAGAGGGAUACGAUGCAGAUGUUCAUGAAAUGCGAUAUGUCAAUUCACUAUGUGGAAGUGGAGGAAGAGGAGCGCAGAUCCAUUGUGGAGGAGGCACUAGAGAUAAGGAGGCGCAGGCAGGCUAUUUCUCACUGUGAACCAAAACCUGACCUUGUCCUGAUUCAGCCCAUCCGCUGCCUCUCAUGGAAACAUGUUGGUGAGAGCUUUCUGGCAAUGUACAAACAUCAGACCACGUGUGAGCCACCACGCCCAAGUCUUGGCCGCAGAAUUGACCUGUCAGAGUACCGCGACCCAAGCUUCAUCCAGAAUCUCCCCCAUCCAAGCAGUCCUGUCAGUAUGGGCCAAACCACUGUGUUGAGCAGCAGCCCCAGUUCUUCCUUGCCACCACUAGCCUUUUCUGAGCCAGUAGUUCUGUCCCAGUCUGGCUCUCAACCUCAAAUUACACCAAGCCAGACUGUAGUGGAGGUCAAUACUUCUGCUCCCCCUGCUGUUACAGGAAUGGACAUUUCUCUCACAGAUAAAGCGAAGAAAGCCCCAAAAAGGAAACGUACAGUAGAAGAUAGUGGGGAGACAGCCAAGCGUCGAUCUGCACGUGUUCGAAACACAAAAUGCAAGAAGGAGGAGAAGAUUGAUUUUCAGGAACUUCUUUUUAAAUACCUACCUUCUAGGCUAAAGAAGUUUGAUCCUGAUAAUGAUGAUGAGAGUCUAAGUAAUCUUGAGACACAGUGUGAUGGGAAGGAGGAUAUUCAGCCUCUACAUGGGAGUUGCUUGCCUGUUGACUCAGUUGAAUACAUGGAAUCUGAGCAACAGGAUGUCCACAACUUCCUCCUCAAUAAUAUGACCAAUGGUGGCAUACUGGAUCUGAUGAUGCGCUAUCUGAAGGCAGUGGGUCAGAAGUUCAUGAAGGAGUGGCCACGGGGACUGACUAUUGUGGUGCUAGAGGUCUAUCAGACCUGGAGGAAGCACAGCAGUGGCCUGCCCAACCCUAUGCUUCGGGACUGCAGCAACCAACACAUCCAGGAGAUGUUGGCAAUGAGCUUGGCCUGUAUGGAGUUGCAGUUGGAGCAAUGGUUACACAGCAAAGGGAAGAUUGUUACUCCAAGAAGAAGCUGUGGUGGUCCCAGCAAGGAUGCAACUGACUCAGAAUUCCCAGGGCAGCACUUCCAGGGUGAUUUGUUACUCCUUGCCCUUGGUUCUUCCCAAAAGGAUCUGUUUGAAGAUGACUGGCUAGAUGUCAUGGUGCGUGUCUAUUGGCUAAAGGCACGAUUCUUGGCCCUCCAGGGAGACAUGGAAUUGGCCCUUGAGAGCUAUGAUGUAUGUAUAGGCCUGUUGCAGAGCAAACCAAAGACUGCAGAUGGAAAACAUUACACAAUCAAUCUGCCCAACCUAUGUGUUGAUGCAGCCAUAUCUGUGGAGGAGAUUGACAAGAGGCUGAAAUCUCUGGAGCGCUGUCAGUCUUUAGAAGAGAUCCAGCGUCUCUUUGAGUCUGCAGACUUUGAGUCUGUUGUGCACCUGCUGCAGCCCACCCUUAAUUAUGGAAACAGGAGCAAAACUCUGGAGUUUGUGAGCUCAGCACCAGAGCGUCCUGCACAGCUGAUGCUGCUACAGAACUCGCUUUUAAAGCUGCAGGACUACCAGCAGUGUUUGGAGUGCAGCGAGCUGGCUUUACAUGAAGCCCUGCAGCAGCUUAACUCUGCUCCAACCGGUUCACCCCCAAGCAAGGAGGAGUGGGUCAGCACCAUUGGAAAGUUGCUAGAUGGCAUUGAAGUCUGCUUCACCAAAGAGUCUGAGCUGCUAAGCAAUGUCCCUCACUUCUCUUGUAUGGCCCGACUGGCAAACAAUCUAAUUCAGCUGAUUGACCUUAGCAUGACCAUUUCUGAUGAUCCCAAGGAGCCUUAUUUCUUCUCAGUUCUGCCCUGGAUUAUUCUGUAUCGCAUCAUCAAACACGAGGAGACUGCAUUUGACUGUAUGCUCAGACAGCAUAUGUCUUUGGAUGAUGAUGAAGAUGAGGCAGACACCCCCAUGUUGCCCUCCUCUCUGAUGCUUUUGAACACAGCUCAUGAAUACCUUGGCCGCCGCUCCUUGUGCUGCAGCUCAGAUGGUGCACUCCUCAAGUUUUUUGUUCAAGUUUUGGAAAAAGCGUUUGCAGCACCUUCCAGCUGUGACUCUCAUCCCUAUAAAGAAGAGUUGGAAAUGGCCUUGGAACAAUGCUUUUUCUGUCUAUAUGCCUACCCCAGCAAGAAGAGCAAGGCCCGUUACCUUGAGGACCACUCAUCUCCACAGGUUGAGCUUCUGUGGAGUGACACCGUCUUUAUGUUCCAAUAUUUCAAACCAAAGUCACUUCCUGAGUUUGACAGCUAUAAGACAAGCACAGUGUCUGCAGAACUGGCCAAUCUCCUGAGGAGGUUUGCCGGCAUUGCCCCCUCAAGUGACGGUCCCAUCCUCACCAUGGAUGAAGUAGCAGCCUACAUUGAGGGCAUGGCGGAAAAGACCCCUUGCCUUCCUGUGGGUAGUGCCCCUGCACCUCCUAUCAUCAACGAAAUCUACUAUCUGCUAGCUGAUUAUCAUUUCAAGAACAAGGAGCAGUCCAAAGCUAUCAAGUUCUAUAUGCAUGACAUAUGUGUCUGUCCCAACAGGUUUGACUCCUGGGCAGGUAUGGCUUUAGCCAGGGCCAGCCGCAUCCAAGAGAAACUAAAUUCCAAUGAGCUGAAAAGUGAUGUACCCAUAUGGAAGCACUCCCAGGCUGUACUUAACUGCUUUAAAAGGGCCCUGGAGAUAGACAUCUCCAACCUUUCUCUGUGGAUUGAAUACGGCACCAUAUCAUAUGCGCUGCAUUCAUUUGCCUCACGACAGCUCAAACAGUGGCAAAGUGAGCUGCCGCCUGAGGUUGUUAAACAGAUGGAAGAAAGGAGAGAUGCCAUGUUGGAGACAGCAUUUCAGUGUUUCCAAGGUGCCUCCCGCUGUGAGGGUGACAGUGAUGAAGAAGAGUGGCUCAUUCAUUACAUGCUGGGAAAGAUAGCAGCGAAGCGCAAAAAUCCUCCUGUGGAAUAUCUGCAGCUUUACAAAAAGGCAGCCCACUUUCUGCAUGAAGAAGCUGCCAGAUACCCCCGGAAAAUCCAUUACCAUAAUCCUCCUGACUUGGCCAUGGAAGCACUGGAGUUGCAUUUUCGUCUGAGCGCCACAAUCCUUAAAUUACUAGAGGCGGAGGUGCCUGAUCUGGACCACGAGCUCCUGUUUACUUUGUUGGUUGAGGCAGCUACAGGGCCAUUUGCCCGGGGGGAAGAAAAGAGUAUGCCGACCAUUCCAAGGUCUCAUGAAAAAGAGAAACCCUCCUUGAUGAUGGACGAAGACUUUAAUUGUUCCUCAGUUUGCAUAGGAAAUGUCCUCAGCUCCUCACUUCCAUCAGUUGCCACUCCAGGUCUGACAUCUCCUCCUUACGUGGCCACGCCAUUUGACCAUGAUUACGCCAAACGCAAAACACUCCGAAGGCAGCAGUGGCAGCAGCAGCGGCAUGAGGAGCAGCAGGCUGAUGCCUCACCAGAGUUUGACCAUGAUUACUGCCUGCCCAGGUCUGCAAUAUGGCUGGCUUCACUCAAUGAGCGCAGUCAGGACAGUGAGGUGGUGUUGCUUUCUGACUCCAACUCCACCCAGGACAUCUUCACUGAUCCAGCCAGCUCUCAAGACAGUAGUCACAAACCUGCCUUUGUCAAAGCUGGUUUAUCGUCGCCAGAAAACACAACCCUUGUGAAAGAUGGACAGCCAACAUCUGAGGAUACAGCUCCACAUAAAGAUCAUACUGGCACUCAGACAGAAGAGAAAAUUAUUCAAGAAGAAGUAGGAUCUGUGGUGCUGGUGGUUCCUGAGAUUUUGGUCCCUAAGGUCUCUGCAGAUCCUUGUCUGCAACCUCUUCCUGUCCCCAUCACUCCUCCGAAGCCAGCUCCCUUUCAGCAGGCCAAUACUCAGAUUCUACCCUGUGAGGGCAAAAAGAAGCCAGAGCCCCCUGCUGAGGUGAUCGAAGUGCCCAAAGCCCUCCCUGCAGAACGAGCAGAUCAGAGACGAAUGCUAGUGGAAAUGUGUGUCCGUGCUCUUUUUCUCUGCCUCAGCCGCUUCCCUCAGCACUACAAGAGUCUUUACCGCCUGGCCUUUUUCUAUACUAACAGUAAGACCCAUCAGAACCUACAGUGGGCCAGAGAUGUGUUGCUAGGAAGCAGUGUCCCAUGGCAACAGCUGAAGCACAUGCCAGCACAAGGACUUUUCUGUGAAAGAAACAAGACAAACCUGUUUAAUGGAAUCUGGCGUAUUCCAGUAGAUGAGAUUGAUCGCCCAGGAAGUUUUGCAUCUCAUAUGAACCGAUCUAUUGUCCUUUUGCUGGAGGUGCUGUCUCAGCUCAAGGAUCACGAUACUCUUCUAAAAGUCUCUUUUAUGCUGCACAGAACCCCUGACCAGGGAAAGAAGUAUUUGCGAGAUGUUGAUCGCCAGGUUUUGGCCAAGAGAGCAUUUUUCCUAACUGUAAAAGUGCUGGAGGACAAUCUGAACAGUCUCACAGGGGUGUCUGAGCAGCUUCACAAAGCGCCUGCGCCCUCCAUGGGGGAGAUGACCACAACAGACAUAUCCAACAGGCCCAGUUCAGAGGACAGCAAACAUGCAAUGCCUAAAAAGCCUGGACUCACAGAGGGAGCCUGUGCUACUGACACUGGCCCCAGGGAAGCUACCCAGACACAACUUACCCCUCUACCACUGUCAGCAGAUAAACGAAGUAAAAUUCAAGAGGGCUUCCCUGGAAAGGUGGAGACUACUGGAAAUGAAGGGCACAAAGCAGGGCCAGAGGAACCCAUGGAGCUGGACACUGGCCACUGGAGGAAGCCCUCUACUACCACAGAUUCUCAGGGCAACCAGGCGGAGGCAGAGACAUCGCUGAGUGGCGGGGAAUCCCAGCAGAAAGUGACUGAAAGCAGCCGGACACCAGAGCUGUCUCUAGAAGAGCUGAGUAUCAGUUCAAGACAGCAGCAGCUUCAAGCCUCAGCACCAAAGGUUACUGUGGCAGCCAGCGGGACUGAUCAGGGGGUGCUACGAAAGCCAAACAGGAAAAGGAAACUUCUUGAGGAUGUGGAGUCCGGAAAAGCUCUCCUGCUUGACGCUUAUAGAGUGUGGCAGCAAGGCCAGAAAAUCAUGACGUACGACCUGGGGCGCAUUGAGAAGAUCAUGUCUGAGACUUACAUGCUCAUGAAACAGGUUGAUGAAGAUGUCGCUCUGGACCAAGCUGUGAAGUUCUGUCAGAUACAGCUGGCCACUUCUGCACAAAGACAGCAGUCUGCAGGCGAUGCCCCGACCACACCAAAGUACACCAAGGAGCACCGAGACAUCUUCUUCCCCACCUCCCUGCCGACGCCCGUCCUGCUCAGCCACUCCACCUGCCACCCGCUGUCCACUCAGGACAGCCAAGCCAAAGCGCUGUACGAGCCCCUGAGCAAGCUGUCCAGACCUCCCACCUCAGGCUUUCUCGAUCAGCUGCAGCCGAGGAGAACAGCCGGCCAGGCUGCUGCAGCCAUGGCCUUCCUACCUCAUACAGAGGAACGGGAGGAGCUCUCGGAGGGACUUUUGUAUCGGCAGCAGGAGUCGCACCUUUGUCAGCAGAUGAAACUCGCCACUGUUUCCCAGGGGCAAGAACCAGCAGCUGGUUGGUUCCAGGAGGAAACUGCAACAUGUAGCACCACACAACCCGGUCCAGACCAACAAGUGUACGCCAGCAGUGAGCUGUCAAAGCUUCCAGACCCCAGCCGAAUCCGCUCCAGAGUCCCAGCAAACAUGCCAAAGCUUUUUAUUCCUUCCACCGUAACCAAGUUCCCACCAGAAAUCACAGUAACACCUCCCACACCCACACUUCUCUCCCCUAAAGGCAGCAUUUCAGAGGAAACCAAACAAAGACUAAAGAACGUUAUCUUAUCGUCCCAGUCUGCUGCCACAGUCAAAAAGGACACUCUGAGCCAGCCGGCGCUGGAGGUGCAAGAGACAUCCAGCCAGGAGUCGUCUCUGGAGAGCGAGUCGGACGAGGAGGACGAUUACAUGGACAUCUGAGUCUCAGAGUGCACGCUGAAACUAAACUCUUGUCACAUUCUGGCCUGACUCUGCCAAACCUUGUUUCUGCUUGUCUUAAAAAAAAGGAAUGAUCGAUCUGCAGCUUUCUGUAUUAAUGCUUUUGUUCACUCAAAAAGAAAAAGAAAAUUUCAAACCGGAAAAUGCAGUAUUCUCAUCAUCUGUCUGGCCACCGUGUUGCUCUGGUUGUCUGCAGUCAUGCUGUAUGACAGACUCUGAACAGCAUGCCUGAAUUGUGCCAUUUUUAUGCAUAUUCCACAUCAGCUUCUUCAGCUCUUUUGCUGUACACUGGAUCUGGGAAAAAAGUGUCAGCCUUUAAAGCCUACCAGCAUCAUGUUUAUGCAUCUUUUGUAUGUUGUUCAUAUGUUGCGUGCUAACUCUAACUCCAAGCUGCAGCUAAAUGCUCGUUUAGAGAGCCUACCCAUCUGAGGUGCCUCAGUGCAGAUCGACACUCAGCAGCAUGCACUUACUGUCCUCCACUUUCAUAGUUUACUCUAGCAUGACAUUUUUUUUCUCUGAGACACAUCACAUGAUGUAUUUCUUUAAAGAGAAAGAUGAUAUGAGGACAGGAUUCGUCUGUGGAGCAAGUGGGUGACAAAGCCCCACAACCUGUAGCAGAUUGGAAAUGUUUACACUUAACAUUUGGGAUGAUUUCAGUUUGCACUUUGUGCUAUUUUUGUACGAACUGUUUUUCUUGUGUAAAUUUUCAUGUGCAUUUGUAGCUAAGAAGAGUGGUUCUUUACAGGAGGACUUCCUGUCACCAGCAUUGAUCUGAACGAUAUAAAGAGGGCCUUUCACUUACUAGAAAUGACUAUUUGUACAUAUUAUCCAGAAAUCUUUCCAGUAUUUUUGGCUUUGAUGGGUUGAGGAGUUGAAUGGAGAAAUGUGUGAACUUUAAGGUGAGGGUCAGCUCAGGAAACGACACCACUUACAGCCACUUGAUGUGAUCUUUCCUGAUUUGAGGAUUUGAAAUGCAUGAUGAUGACUUUCUAAUUGUGAUGCCUUUCAUUGAAAAUAUUUGGGUAAAUUCAUUACAAUUCCUGGGUAUCUCCGAGGAAGACGGCAGAAUGUUUUUUAGAGGUUGUUUUCUACAAGAAGAAAGAUUUACCGAUUAUGUUUUCUUGAAAGCACUUUUAGAAAAAAGGACACAAAUAAAAAAUGUAAACUUAUUACCCUUGAUUUAAAAAAAGAAAAAGUUUUGUAUUUUUGUUUAUUAUAUAUCUUAUUUUUGGGAGGAGAGAUGUGAAGCUUUUUUCAAUCGUUCUGGUGGGCUUCUAGGAAUGUACCACAUCUAAAAAGGUGACCAGGUUAUAGACCCAGACCCCCCUGGAGUGGAACAUGUUCUAUAUGUCUGGACUGAAUGCAUUAUAAAUGUCAAACCAAAAAUAUAUUUCAGAAACAUG
Molecule: messenger RNA, 8344 nt
Organism: Melanotaenia boesemani (Boeseman's rainbowfish)
Lineage: Eukaryota; Metazoa; Chordata; Actinopteri; Atheriniformes; Melanotaeniidae
Gene: cabin1
Product: calcineurin binding protein 1
Exons: 39
Coding region: 225-6923 (2232 amino acids)
Biological process (GO): chromatin organization
Cellular component (GO): nucleus
Molecular function (GO): protein binding; nucleosome binding
Source: RefSeq, a predicted model, not a curated record